AGCACCAAAGUUCACAUCUAAACCCCAUUAGUGACCUUGGCUGAUUUCAUCUUUGCAACACCACUUCUCAGAAGCACAGAGUUCUAGCUCUGCCAAGAUGAAACACCCGUUUCACCCCCUUCUGGUUUCCCUCAUCAUAACAUCUGUGUGUGGGGAGAACAAAGGUCUGCUGGAUCAGCUUGAGAAGGGAGGAGAAACUUAUAAGUCUGUGGAUGCCCAGAUCCCCGCAGAGCAGUUAAAUAACAAAACCUUGAGUACGCCCCUUCUCCCUGCUGACUUCCACAGGGAAAACACAGUCACCAAUGACUGGAUUCCCGAGGGGGAGGAGGACGAUGACUAUCUGGACCUGGAGAAGAUACUCAGUGAGGACGAUGACUACAUCGACAUCAUAGACAGCCUGCAGGUCUCCCCAACAGACUUAGAAGCGAGUGCAGGGAACAUACUCCAGCUUUUCCAGGGCAAGAGCCGCAUCCAGCGUCUUAACAUCCUAAACGCCAAGUUUGCCUUCAACCUUUACCGAGCGCUGAAGGACCAGGCCGGCACUUCCAAUAACGUCUUCAUCGCGCCAGUUGGCAUUUCUACUGCCAUGGGCAUGAUUUCCCUGGGCCUGCGGGGAGAGACCCAUGACCAAGUGCACUCAAUCCUGCAUUUCAAAGACUUUGUUAAUGCCAGCAGCAAGUAUGAGAUCCUGACCAUCCACAAUCUCUUCCGUAAGCUGACUCAUCGCCUAUUCAGGAGGAAUUUUGGGUACACUUUGCGGUCAGUCAAUGACCUCUACGUCCAGAAGCAGUUUCCAAUCCUGGAUGAUUUCAAAGCUAAAGUAAGAGAGUAUUACUUUGCUGAGGCCCAGGCAGCUGACUUCUCAGAUCCUGCCUUCAUAUCAAAAACCAACAACCACAUCCUAAAACUCACCAAGGGCCUCAUAAAAGAUGCUCUGGAGAAUAUAGACCCUGCAACACAGAUGAUGAUUCUGAACUGCAUCUACUUCAAGGGAUCCUGGGUGAAUAAAUUCCCAGUGGAGAUGACACACAACCACAACUUCCGGCUGAAUGAGCGAGAGGUGGUCAAGGUUCCCAUGAUGCAAACCAAAGGGAACUUCCUUGCAGCAAAUGACCAGGAGCUAGACUGUGACGUCCUCCAGCUGGAGUACGUGGGGGGCAUCAGCAUGCUCAUUGUGGUCCCGCACAAGCUGUCUGGGAUGAAGACCCUUGAAGCCCAGCUGACGCCCCAGGUGGUGGAAAGAUGGCAAAAAAGCAUGACAAACAGAACUCGAGAGGUACUUCUGCCAAAAUUCAAGCUGGAGAAGAACUACAACCUGGUGGAGCCCCUGAAGUCGAUGGGGGUUAUGGCGCUGUUUGACAAAAAUGGCAACAUGUCAGGCAUCUCAGAAGAAAGGAUCACCAUUGACCUGUUCAAGCACCAAGGCACCAUCACAGUGAACGAGGAGGGCACCCAAGCUGCCGCCGUGACCAUCGUGGGGUUCAUGCCGCUGUCCACCCAAGUCCGUUUCACUGUCGACCGCCCCUUUCUGUUCCUUGUCUACGAGCAUCGCACCAGCUGUCUGCUGUUCAUGGGGAGAGUGGCCAACCCCAGUAGGUCUUAGAUGGGGAAGUCUGGGCGUCUGAGGUGUUUGGGUGACACUGUGUCACUUUGUUUCCAUUGUAAUAAGAGAACAGAAGUGUCUGACAUCAUGGCGUUUGCUACCAAUCUGAAUUCGGGGUCCAUAUGAAAGAAAAAGUUACAAAUGACUGAGCUCACUGGAAUUAAUUCUGCAUAGCAACCAAUGCCUAUAAGUUCACAGAAAAGUUAAUGGAACUGUACUGUGCCCACUGUCACCAAGGGGGUGGUCUCACCACAGCAACCGGCACCCACAAGUUCACAGAAAAGUUAAAAUAACUAUAGUUUGCCCACAGUCACCUAGGGGGUGGUCUCAGCACAGACUCCAAUGCCCACAAGUUCGCAGAAAAGUGUAAUUGUAGUGUGCCCACUGUCACCUAGAGGGCUCAGCAAUAGGCGGGCCCCUUCCACCUCCUCACAGCAAACCUGGCUCUGUUCCUCAAAACCGUUCUCUACCAGACCCCUCAUUUGAACUCUAAAACACAGAAACAAGUCACAUGACUAACUCCUCACCUCUCCAAAGAGGGUGCACGAUUAGCACCAUUCCUGAUGCUCAGGGGAGAAGUGACCUGUAGCCAUACAAGGGGUUCCCUGGGCUAAUGUUAGGGUUUAAUUCUCUCAAGGCCUGACCUUCCAAAUGCCAUCUGCCUCCUCUUCCCCAUCAUCUCACUGCUACUUGGAGGACAGAAUGUACACACAGCAAUGUCUUCCUGCCUAGUGAUAAAUAAAUGUAGACACUUUUUAUGUGUA
This is a messenger RNA of Nycticebus coucang (slow loris), 2367 nucleotides long. RefSeq names its product serpin family D member 1 (gene SERPIND1). NCBI's taxonomy places the organism in Eukaryota, Metazoa, Chordata, Mammalia, Primates, Lorisidae. The record is from RefSeq and is a predicted model, not a curated record. The transcript has 5 exons. Gene Ontology annotation, biological process: blood coagulation; negative regulation of endopeptidase activity. Gene Ontology annotation, molecular function: serine-type endopeptidase inhibitor activity. The coding region runs from base 98 to 1603 and encodes 501 amino acids.